GGUAUUUUCCGUGAACACGGAGUCGGUCAAGGAUGGAGGAAGAGGCACGCAAGCUGCUCGAAGAAGGAAUAAGAAAGAAGCUGGUCAGCCCCGGUAAAGGAGAGUUGUCGACUUUCCCCAAUGGAACCAAGGUGGUCUUUCAUUACCGCACCAGCCUCUGUGAUGGCACUGUGCUGGACGACUCCAGGACCAUGGGGGGCCGCAGCAAACCCAUGGAGCUCAUCAUGGGCAAGAAAUUCAAACUAGCUGUGUGGGAAAGAGUGGUGACCACUAUGAGACAAGGCGAAAUUUCAGAUUAUACUUGUGAUGCCAAGCACACAGCCCUGUAUCCACUCGUGUCCCAGUCCCUCAGAAACAUAAGUGCUGGUAAGGACCCUCUAGAAGGUCAGCGGCACUGUUGUGGCAUUGCUCAGAUCCACUCUCACCACUCUCUGGGGCACAAAGACCUCGAUCACCUUCAAGCUAAUCCACAGCCUCUUGUUUUCACCAUCGAACUGCUGGAGGUUCUUCCUCCCGGAUCGUUCCAGCUGGAUGUGUGGGCCAUGACAGAUAAGGAGAAACUUGAUCUCGUGCCUCAAAUCCACGAGGAGGGAAACAAGCUCUUCAAACAAGGACAAAUCAAAGAGGCCACAGAGAAAUACUACAAUGGCAUUGCCUGUUUGAAAAAUCUACAGAUGAAGGAGCAUCCUGGAGACGAAGCGUGGGUGAAGUUGGACAGUAUGAUCACACCACUGCUCCUCAACUACUGCCAGUGCCUGUUGCUCCAGGGCCAGUACUACGAAGUGAUCGAACACUGCUCCGCCUUGAUCUUCAAAUACGAGAACAAUGUGAAGGCCUUCUACAAGCGCGCCAAGGCUCACGCUGCAGUGUGGAACGAGACCGAGGCGCGAGCAGACUUCGCUAAAGUUCUGGAUCUGGACCCCUCCCUGGGGCCGUCGGUGGCCAAAGAGCUGAGGGCCAUGGAGGAGAAGAUCCGCUCCAAGGAGAGGGAAGAAAAGGGACGCUACAAGGGCCUGUUUGGAUACAGUGCGCCGCCAGCCACCGCCACCACAGGCUGAGCUCCUCAGAGGAUCGGACACUAAAGGAGGACUAUGAAUCUCAACACGGCAGAGCAGCUCUGGACGCUCCCCGUGUUUCACUUUUGUCCAUAAACCCAAGCCAAACAUCCCAUCCUGCUCUCUGUGGUACACACCGUCAGCUCAAGCCACCAGCUUCCACCUCAUUUGUAAUUUAAGACUUAAAAAGAUGAACUUGCUGAUAGAAUCAGUGGAACAGUUAAAACCCAGCAGAACUAAAUCAGUGGAUCGUCAUCUUUAAUUGAAAGAUUUUUUUUUUUUUUUUUCAUUCAGAAGCUUUUCCAUUCCCACCCUGUCCUGAGCGUCUUUCAGAUCGCUAACCUCUGUAAGAGUUCUCACAAGAUUUACUAAAUGGAGACUUUUUUAUCUUAAUCUGAUUAAAUAACAUUGUUGUGCAGUUUUGACAGCAGAGACCAGCUUGUUGCAGGGUUUUUUUUUUUUUUUAAUCACAUUGUAAAAGUCAGUGAAGCACCAGUGACAGUGGAGUCCAGUUCAACCCCUCCCCCCACCUUCAGAAAAUAUUUUUGCACACGAGAAUCGAUGUACUCACGUCUGGCACCACCUGACACCCCCUCCCCCCCUCCCCCCCUCUUUAGUUACUCGGGUCACAGCAGCAGCACUGCUAUCACAGGGCAGGUGGGACGAGAAACCGAACUGUCUGUGACAAUCAUGAUAUAGAAACAUUGAUUUGUGUCAUCUUUGCUCUGUUCUAUGUACCGAUUCCACAUAUGUAAGGAAUCCCAAUGUUUAUUUUUGUUGUCAAGAUGUACUCGGCGAAAAAAAAAAAAAAAAACCCCAGCGUCUCCCUCACUCAGAACGAGCUGCUCGGUCCUGUUUGAGGUGAGACGUUACUGAGGUUGGAAUUAUGUAACUGACAAUAAAUGUUUAUUCCCA
Molecule: messenger RNA, 1970 nt
Organism: Salarias fasciatus (jewelled blenny)
Lineage: Eukaryota; Metazoa; Chordata; Actinopteri; Blenniiformes; Blenniidae
Gene: aip
Product: aryl hydrocarbon receptor interacting protein
Exons: 7
Coding region: 33-1058 (341 amino acids)
Molecular function (GO): protein binding; peptidyl-prolyl cis-trans isomerase activity
Source: RefSeq, a predicted model, not a curated record